AUGAUCAGAUUUGAUCCGGACGAAGACGAGGAUAUGAGCGAAGAGAAACGCUUUUACUACCUUAGACUCAUGGCAAAACCAGGUCGGAAGCCAAUCAAAACGAAAUUCGUCACAUGGUCGCCCGAACAGCAAAAAAGUAGCCGUGACGACGACCCAGUGCUUGAGAGCCAAGCAAUGCGGGUGGUCCGUACGAUAGGACAAGCGUUUGAGGUAUGUCACAAAGUGGCACAGGAGCAAAUGUUGGAGAAGCACGAAGAUGAAGCAGCCAAGAGCAAAGCUUCUCUCGCUAGCGAGGACGAUACGGGUAUUCCUUUGGACGUCAUUGAAGAGCGAGGAGCUGCUGAGGAGAGCAGUAGGAGCCAAAGUCCCGCCGAGCCUUCUACUGGAGGUCCCUUGUAUGGACGGCGGAUGUCCUUGUUUCAACCGCGAAAAGCAUCGUCAGCAAGUUCGUCGGUUGGCACAGCCAUUGACACGACGGUACAGGGUGGCGUCGAUCAAACAGUGAAGCCGGAGACGUCAACGUCAGUCAAUCCGAACAAUCCACUUCUUCAGCAGCUAACUUCACAACAGUCUGCGCAACAGCAGCAACUACAACAACUAAAACAGCAACAGUCAUCGCACCAACAAUUAGCUCAAGCGCAACCCACGAAAGAUAUCUCCGCCUACACUUCCUCAUCGACACUACCCCAUGCUCGAACUUGGAGUGCGGGGCCAAUCGGUGCAAUCCCUUCGUUUCCUGCCGUACCGCCUUCUAAUUCGUUGGAGGGCCACUCAUUGUAUUACCCGGUGCAACAAUUAGUCUCGAGUUCAGCACAAAUGCCCUAUGGGCUUUCCUCGCCUGUCUUGGUUUCACCAUAUGCAACAUUACACUUGAACAUUCCACCUGUAGAUGUGAAUAGUCCUGAAAGUGCAGCAACUCUUACACGAUCACUAGAUCAGUACAAUCAGCAGUUGAUACGCUCUCAACUAGAUCAAGCUCAGCAGUCAGCGCAGGUUGCUGGAUGCCAAGUACAGCUCCUCAGGGAUCAACUGACGAGUGAAACUACAGCUAGGAUAGAGGCUCAAUCUCGAACACAUCAAUUACUUAACGCAAAUCGAGAAUUGCUUGAACAGGUCCAGUGCUUAGUGCAACGGUUACAGCAACUCGAAACAAAGAUUACGAACGAAAUCCAGCAGAGCGUACAGUCACCGAUUGGUGGUGGUCCUCAAACGUCGUCGACGCCUGUUAGUUGCCUUCCUGCGUACACAUCCUUUCACGAGGAGGACGAUGCUCGUCUGCCUGCUGGUACACAACAUAGACAGGAAAAUCUACCUUACCAGGUUAUGACGUUAGCGGAUCUCAGGGCUGGCUCAUUGCCACCGAAGGACUCGAGGGAACGACGGUUUAAGGAUGAUGGAGCGAAGACCGAACCGGAAAGUAAUAACGAGGACACGACCGAUUAUUCGAGUAGCGAUCAAUACGAAAAAUCGUCGACGGCCAUAAAAGCGAACGUACCAGCCCACUUCAAUGUAUUGAUGACCAACCCUCUUGCGGACGUCAGCAUUCCAUCAAGUAUAGGCGAACGUGAGCCACAACCCGGCACGUCCACGUCUCCGCAACAGAGGAAGCCGCGAUCGGGUGGUAUCUUACGGGGAGAAAUGGAGUUUGCUCGAAUGUCAUUCAAUACAAGGUAA
Messenger RNA from Haemonchus placei, 1674 nucleotides. The record is from the annotation of a GenBank genome assembly. Lineage: Eukaryota; Metazoa; Nematoda; Chromadorea; Rhabditida; Trichostrongylidae.